Molecule: messenger RNA, 387 nt
Organism: Botrytis cinerea B05.10
Lineage: Eukaryota; Fungi; Ascomycota; Leotiomycetes; Helotiales; Sclerotiniaceae
Exons: 1
Coding region: 1-387 (128 amino acids)
Source: RefSeq, a predicted model, not a curated record
AUGCUUUUGGGUCUCUUCACAAUCAUUGUAGCUGCAACGAAAAAGCCAUGCCGAGAAACAACACUCAUGAAAAUUUACGAUAUCAAUAGCUUCGAAAUCGUCAACGACAAACCGGAACGCACAAAUUAUAUUUACCACUUUGCAUCACGCAUGAACCACGAGUGUCUCCCUAACAUGGCUCGAGGAAACACCAAGAAUGCUCCUUGGAUUAUCGCUAAUAAAAACGAUUCUGAGAUUCUCAGCAAGCCAAGUUUGGAGGAGAUUCAACCCGCGAAACAAGUCGAAAGCUGGUUCAAGAGUUUCUCCCAAGCAGCAGCGAAGGCCGGAGACGGAAUAACAACCGCUAUCGACAAUGAUCUUCUGCGAGGCCAAAGUACCCGGGAAUGA